AACUGGAUACAUGGUUUACAGCAGGCCACUAAUGCUGGAAAAAGUACAGAGUCCAGGGAAAGACUUACUUGUAACUUUCUGAAUUCUUGGAUUUUUUUUUUUUUUUUUGCAAUUUUUUAAACUUUCACUAAGGGUUACUGUAGUCUGAUGUGUCCUACCGAGGACUACAAAAUUUGACAAGCUGUACUUUUUCUUAUGCUCAAUGAUUUCUGCUUUAAGCCAAAGGACCACCUAUAAUUUUACUAAGAAUGUCUUCUAAUUCGGAUACUGGAAAUUUACAAGAUUCUCUAAAGCACGGACUUACACCUAUUGGUGCUGGGCUUCCGGACGGACACGGACCCCCUAUCCCCGCCCGCGGCCGCCUUGUCAUGCUGCCCAAAGUGGAGACGGAAGCCCUGGGACUGGCUCGAUCGCAUGGGGAACAGGGGCAGAUGCCGGAAAACAUGCAAGUGUCUCAGUUUAAAAUGGUGAAUUACUCCUAUGAUGAAGAUCUUGAAGAGCUCUGCCCUGUGUGUGGAGAUAAAGUGUCUGGAUACCAUUAUGGGCUCCUCACCUGUGAAAGCUGCAAGGGAUUUUUUAAGCGAACAGUCCAAAAUAAUAAAAGGUACACAUGUAUAGAAAACCAGAACUGCCAAAUUGAUAAAACACAGAGAAAGCGUUGUCCUUACUGUCGAUUUCAAAAAUGUCUAAGUGUUGGAAUGAAGCUAGAAGCGGUAAGGGCUGACCGAAUGCGCGGGGGAAGGAAUAAAUUUGGGCCAAUGUACAAGAGAGACAGGGCCCUAAAGCAACAGAAAAAAGCCCUCAUCCGAGCCAAUGGACUUAAGCUAGAAGCCAUGUCUCAGGUGAUUCAAGCAAUGCCCUCUGAGCUCACCAUCUCUUCUGCCAUUCAGAACAUCCAUUCUGCCUCCAAAGGCCUACCUCUGAACCAUGCUGCCUUGCCUCCUACAGACUAUGACAGAAGUCCCUUUGUAACAUCCCCCAUUAGCAUGACAAUGCCACCUCAUGGCAGCCUGCAAGGUUACCAAACAUACAGUCACUUUCCUAGCCGGGCCAUCAAGUCCGAGUACCCAGAUCCCUACACCAGCUCACCAGAGUCGAUAAUGGGCUAUUCCUACAUGGAUAGUUACCAGACGAGCUCCCCGGCAAGCAUCCCACAUCUGAUACUGGAACUUCUGAAGUGUGAGCCAGAUGAGCCUCAAGUCCAGGCUAAAAUCAUGGCCUAUUUGCAGCAAGAACAAGCUAACCGAAGCAAGCACGAAAAGCUGAGCACGUUUGGGCUUAUGUGCAAAAUGGCUGAUCAAACCCUUUUCUCUAUUGUUGAGUGGGCCAGGAGUAGUAUCUUCUUCAGAGAACUUAAGGUUGAUGACCAAAUGAAGCUGCUUCAGAAUUGCUGGAGUGAGCUCUUAAUUCUCGACCACAUUUACCGACAAGUGGUACAUGGAAAGGAAGGAUCCAUCUUCCUGGUUACUGGGCAACAAGUGGAUUAUUCCAUAAUAGCGUCCCAAGCCGGGGCCACCCUCAACAAUCUCAUGAGUCAUGCACAGGAGUUAGUGGUAAAGCUUCGCUCUCUACAGUUUGAUCAACGAGAGUUUGUGUGUCUGAAAUUCUUGGUGCUCUUUAGUUUAGAUGUCAAAAACCUUGAGAACUUCCAGCUGGUAGAAGGUGUCCAGGAACAAGUCAAUGCCGCCCUGCUGGACUAUACUAUGUGCAACUACCCACAGCAAACAGAGAAAUUCGGGCAGCUACUUCUUCGACUACCCGAAAUCCGGGCCAUCAGCAUGCAGGCUGAAGAAUACCUCUACUAUAAGCACCUGAACGGGGAUGUGCCCUAUAAUAACCUCCUUAUUGAAAUGUUGCAUGCAAAAAGAGCUUAGGUUCCAACCCCUAAAAGCUCUGCUUUCAAAACAAAAAGAGAUUGGUGGGGGGGAAAAAAGAAGAACAGGAAGAAAAGGAAAAAAAAAUACUCUGAACUGCUCCAAGCAACACUAAUUAAAAACUUGGUUUAAAGAUAUUGAGUUUAAAAAGGCAUAAUAAUCAAAUACUUAAUAGCAAAUAAAUGACGUAUCAGGGUAUUUGUAUUGCAAACUGUGAAUCAAAGGCUUCACAUCCCCAAAGGAUUUCAUAUAAAAGACAUUGUAACGGAGUGGAUUGAACUCACAGAUGGAUACCAACCCCAUAUCGGAAUAAAAAUGGACAGAACAAUUCUUGUAUAUUUAAACUGAUCUCCGCUGUGAAGAAAUUUAGGAACUGAUCUGUGUUAUUAAUUAGGCUUAUACAGCAGGGGAUUUGAGCUUACAGAAUGCCUCCAUGGUAAAGCUGAACUAAAACAACUCAAAAAAUCCAUCGGCUACACCUGUAAUAGCCCUUCCCUCUUCCUUUCAAGGACCCAGCACCUUCUGUCCUAUGAUCACGGAAUCUGUCCUUACGGAUUUGUGCUCAGCCACACCCACUAGUAGCUCCACCAAAUCAUGAAAAGCCUAAUUUUGAAUGUCUAUGUCUUAGACCAGCAAACAGCUAAUAAGAACAGUCUACAAUAUGUUAGCUUGCCAUUUGAAAUAUGUUCUGGUUUGUUUUGUCAUGUGUUCAUGUUUAAAAAAAAAAGCAGACAGUAUCCCUCUUCUGAUCUUAUAUAAGCAUUAAUUAAUAUUAAGGGAAAAGACUACAAAUUUAAAGCAAAUGCUCCAUAGCUAAAGCAAGCUAGACCUUAUUUCUGUUAUUGUUACUGAAACGUGGCUUUGGCAUUGUCAGAUUUCAUAAAAAUUUCUUGCCAAAAGGCUUGUUAGGGUACAUCCAUCUUUUGAACCAUCAAAGUUUGUAGUUCAUUUGAAAAUAAAACCUGAAACAUAUCUUACUGGGAUGUCAAAUAGUCACAGUGCUAAGUAGUUUAAAAUAAAACCGAAGCAUGUUAAGCUAUUCAAAAAGAAAGAAAAAGGUGAGCUAAUAAAUUGCCUCAAGUCUCCUGCUUGUUGCAGUUGAACAUCCCCUAAACAUAGAAUGGCAACAGUGAUUCCUACAUAUGGACUGGAAAGAUACUAAAGCAAUUCCAAUCUUCCCCAAAAGGGAAAGGAAGAGAGUGAUACUGACCUUUCUGAGUCAUAGACCAAAGUCUGCUCUAGAACAAAUAUUGAAGGACAAAGAAUUGCAAAACAAACUCUCCAAACAACGAUAGCAGUAUUAUUGACAUGUAAUGCCACAGGUAUGGAAGUCUUGCCUUAUUUCACAAUUCUGAGAGGUAGCUGUGCAGAUGUGGAUCAACAUUUGUCUAAAAUAAAGUAUUAAUACUUUCAAGUCAAAUAAAAGAUAGUGUUUACAUUCUUUAGGUCCUGUGGGGGGAGGGGGGGAACUGUGAUAUUACAAAAUAGCUAAAGCAGUGUAAUUUCCUUAAUGUUAUUUUUCUGAUUGGUAAUUAUUUUUAACAGUACUUAAUUAUUGUAUGUCGUGAGACACUAAAAUCAACAACGGGAAUCUCAUUUAGACUUUGAUUUUUUUGAGAUUAUCAGCGGCACAAUCACUUGUAAAAACUGUAAAAACUAAAAGUAUCUCCUAGUCCCUU
Messenger RNA from Odobenus rosmarus divergens (Pacific walrus), 3553 nucleotides. It is a transcript of the gene NR5A2, whose product is annotated as nuclear receptor subfamily 5, group A, member 2. The coding region runs from base 249 to 1874 and encodes 541 amino acids. Gene Ontology annotation, cellular component: RNA polymerase II transcription regulator complex. Gene Ontology annotation, biological process: tissue development; hormone-mediated signaling pathway; regulation of transcription by RNA polymerase II. NCBI's taxonomy places the organism in Eukaryota, Metazoa, Chordata, Mammalia, Carnivora, Odobenidae. The record is from RefSeq and is a predicted model, not a curated record. The transcript is spliced from 8 exons. Gene Ontology annotation, molecular function: nuclear receptor activity; RNA polymerase II cis-regulatory region sequence-specific DNA binding; zinc ion binding.